AAAGCAACAGAGCAUCAAUUCGACCAUCUAAAAAUGGUGAAGAAAACAGUGAUCAGGAUGAUUACCCUUUGGUUACUUCUGCUUAUGGCCGCAAUUGCGGCGAUCAGCAGCACAAAUGCAAUCCCUGACGUGACGCCAGCUGCCAAUUUGAACAGUCAGCCGACGAAAAUCAAUUACACUGAAAUCGCCGCAAAAAACAGGGGACGAGGCGGGAGCGGAGGCGGCGGCGGAGGAGGAGGAAGCGGCGGCGGAGGAGGAGGGGGAGGUGGCGGAGGGAGCUUCGGAUGGGGAUGGGGCGGCGGCGGGGGUGGUUCAGGCGAGGGAGGAGGAGGGUAUGGAUGGGGUGGAGGUGGCGGUGGGUCGUAUAAAUGGGGGUGCGGCCGUGGACCCGGCGGCGGCGGCGGCGGAGGUGGAGGAGGCGGCGGUGGUCGGGGUAAGAGGGGGAAGUUUGGGAGGGGAGAGUUUAAGAUGGGGGAAUUUGCGCAGUGUAGUGAGAGAGGAUCUAAGUGCAGGGGAAUGAGGCUGGACUGUCCGCUUCACUGCGGCGGUCCUUGCUUCUACGAUUGCCGGUUUAUGUGCAAAGCCCAUUGCCGCCGCCGCCGGCGAUAGUUGUUGUCUGACAAUUUCUUCGCUCCAUUUUUCCCGGAUGUUCUGUUUUUCCCUAGCUUGUUGUGUGUUUUGGGCUUGUGCUUCUGUUGUAUUCCUUCCGAUUGCUUCAUUUUUUGGUUUUUGGUCGUGGAGUGUGAAAUGUAGUGAAUGAAAAUGUUGCAAUAUC
Molecule: messenger RNA, 775 nt
Organism: Linum trigynum
Lineage: Eukaryota; Viridiplantae; Streptophyta; Magnoliopsida; Malpighiales; Linaceae
Source: the annotation of a GenBank genome assembly